AAUUAUGAGUUAUACUUGAAAGUUUUUUUUAAAUUAGGUUUGUGUAAAAAUGGAUAGAAAGAUCUAUAUUUCUCUGUUUGUCCUUUAUGCAACAUUGCAACUGGCAUCUACUAAUAGUGAUCAUGAGAAGCGCAAUGUUACCAAGAAUGUAUACGAUGUCAAAUGUGGAAAUACAUCAUAUCAACUGGUUCAUAUAAAAAGCACAAGUAAAAGCAAUUUAGAAAAUGAAAUUCAUUAUUUGAUAUCUAUGAUUAAUGUACCUACUAUUGUUGUUAAACAUGUUUUAAAAAAAACAACUGUGACCAUAAAUAAUGACAACAUCUGCAACAGAAGCGGUGAAGCAUUUACUUUUUCAGACAAUAAUAAAGAAUUAUCUGGAGUGAUCAUAACUCGUAUUUUCUCUUAUAAUGAUUCUUCGGAUACAGUAUCUUUAAAGGAUGCUUCUAAAGGUCCAAAUAUAAUUUCACAAUAUAAAUGGUUGUUAUUAAAUAGACCUGACAAUUCUGACAAAUCAGUUAUGACAUUAUUUGAAGGUGCCACGCAUAACUCAUCGAGUCGGCUUACUUUAAUGACUAAAACAUAUUGUGAAAGCUACCGUUCUACUGAUCUUCCACAUGACAGUGUCAAUGAAAAUGUUACAGAGUUCAGACUUACUUUAAAUAAUUUGUAUGCUGAAAAAUAUUUGCGAUAUGCUGUUGAGGUUACUUUUUUUAGUACAAAUAAUAGUGAAGAUUCUGGAAAGUACAAAACUUUUAAAUCUAUCGAUGAUGAAUAUACUCCAGGUAUAUUUAAAUAUUGGACAAUUACAUUUCCAAUUAGUACAUUUGCAUCUUGGAAACCCGUUGCUUAUAAUUCUGAAACGUUUUCAAGGCAAACUCAGUCAUUAUUGUACCAAUUUGAUGAUUCUGGCAAGGAACUGUCAAGUAAAGGAAAAUUAAACUCUAAAUCUUAUAUUGACUGGAGUAUUGUUGCUGGGAUACCAAGUGUUAUGUUUUACUCCACAAAUGUUACUUUUGGGGUGUCUAAAGAUGGUUGGUACCAAGGAACAAAUUAUUCAAGUUGGACUGGUAUGGUUGGUGUUGGCGAACCUCCAACAGACAGUGUUUCAACUAAGGUUUACAUAAUAAUAUCCAUUUGUCUUGGUUCACCAAUUGUUCUUAUGCUUGUUGGAAUAUUCACAUUACUAAUAAGGCAAGUUAAAUUCGGCCGCAAUAAUUACAAGGCUAUUAACUGAAACGCUAUCAAAUUUUAUAUUUUAGAUUUAUUAAUAAAAAUCACUUUUUGUAUUUCCUUAGUUAUGUAAAGAUUGUUGUAAAUUUAUAUAUGCAUUAGUAUAGCAAAAUUUUGUAAAACGAUCCAGUAUUCAAAUUAUGUCAAUGAAAAUAGAGGUUUAUAAUAUUAAAAA
Hydra vulgaris (swiftwater hydra) is the source of this 1405-nucleotide messenger RNA. Its product is annotated as glycosylated lysosomal membrane protein B. NCBI's taxonomy places the organism in Eukaryota, Metazoa, Cnidaria, Hydrozoa, Anthoathecata, Hydridae. The record is from RefSeq and is a predicted model, not a curated record. Gene Ontology annotation, cellular component: lysosome.